GGUACCCAGCGUUUCCCACAACAGCAGAGUUUCCCAACCCUCGACACAACCUACGUGCGCUCCGUCAACCUUCUUUUUUUAUUUUCUCUUUGAAAUUCUUUCAACUGUAGAUAUCCUUGUGGCUGAACUCAUUAGGGACCGAAUAAGUAGUCAACAACUUUUGAUUGAUUUCACUUGUUAGAAAAAUACACAUUUUUUUUGUGUGUCAGCGGUCAUGCGUGUAUGUGCCAGUCAUCUUUAAGAACCUUUUUUUUCCUCCUCCUCCUCAGAGCAGUGGAAUGUGGGGCUUAUGUCAGUGAGAGUCAGUAAUUUUGCUUCGACUGGUACUAAUUACUCACUCCCCCUUCGAGACCUUGCGGGCGCUCCUCUUCCCCCUUGGGUUGCGGUGUUUCUCCUGCGAGAGAGCCAAGAGUCAGUGCCGGGAGGAACUGUGUGUAGCGUGACCGAGGAGGAGAAGAAGAGAAGAACAGAAACUGAGGUCUCCCCCCGCAACAGUUUGCCGGGAGCGGACUGUCGCACUUCCCCUGGGCUGUCACACUUCUUCUGGGCUGACGGAGAAUAUGCACCUGCGGGGGUGCCUGUCCUGUCCGUCCAGCCUCACUAUCUGAGGAGCUUCGCAAGCGAAUGACUGAUCGACUUCAGUGCCGCCACUGCGCUUGAACCAGGCUCCAUAACAGAUUGGAUGGUUUUGCCAUAAUGACAGCAGAGGACUCCGCCACGAAACCCAACACCAUGAGCGCCCCCAACCCCAGCUCCCAGCCUGCCUGCUACCCUCAUCAAUCCCACCCCAUGGUGCCCGAGGGGGUAGCCGGGGCCCCCAACGAGGCGGCCUUGGUGUCCCUGAUGGAGCGUACGGGCUACGGCAUGGUCCAGGAGAACGGCCAGCGGAAGUACGGUCCCCCGCCCAGUUGGGAGGGCUCGGCCCCACCACGGGGCUGCGAGAUCUUCGUGGGGAAGAUCCCGCGCGAUGUCUACGAGGACGAGCUGGUGCCCAUCUUUGAGUCGGUGGGCCGUAUCUACGAGAUGCGCCUGAUGAUGGACUUCGACGGGAAGAACCGGGGCUACGCCUUCGUCACGUACACCCAGAAGCACGAGGCCAAGCGGGCCGUGCGGGAGCUCAACAACUACGAGGUCCGCCCGGGCAGACUCCUGGGGGUGUGCUGCUCCGUGGACAACUGCCGCCUCUUCAUCGGGGGCAUCCCCAAGACCAAGAAGCGCGAGGAGAUCCUGGAGGAGGUCUCCAAGGUGACGGAGGGCGUUCUGGACGUCAUCGUGUACGCCAGCGCCGCCGACAAAAUGAAGAACCGGGGCUUCGCCUUCGUGGAGUACGAGAGCCACCGGGCGGCGGCCAUGGCCAGGAGGAAGCUGAUGCCGGGCCGCAUCCAGCUGUGGGGCCACCAGAUCGCCGUGGACUGGGCGGAGCCGGAGAUCGACGUGGACGAGGACGUGAUGGAGACUGUGAAGAUCCUCUACGUCCGCAACCUGAUGAUCGAGACGGCGGAGGAGACGUUGCGGCAGAUCUUCGGCCAGUUCAACCCCGGCUGCGUGGAGCGCGUCAAAAAGAUCCGCGAUUACGCCUUCGUGCACUUCGCGAACCGCGGAGACGCCGUCCUGGCCAUGGACAACCUCAACGGCACGGAAGUGGAGGGCUCUUGCAUCGAAGUGACUCUCGCCAAGCCUGUCGACAAGGAGCAGUACACCCGCUACCAGAAGGCAGCAAAGGGGGCCACCCCUGCUCCAGAGACCUCCCAGACCAACUACAUUUACCAGUGUGACCCCUACACCCUGACUUACUAUGGGUACCCUUACAACGCACUGAUAGGGCCCAACAGAGAAUACUUCAUCAAAGCAGGUACUGUAAGAGGGCGGGGCCGUGCAGCCUCAGGGAGCAGGGCUACGGGGCCUCGAGGGUCUUAUCUGGGGGGAUACUCGGCCGGCCGUGGCAUCUACAGCAGGUACCACGAGGGCAAGGCCAAGCUGCAGGACAAGCCAUAUGAGCUGGUGCCCAGCCUGGAGCUGGCAGCCGUCAACCCAGUGGGCAUCAAGCCUGGCGCAAGUCAGUUGGCCCUCCCAACUCUGGGGGGUCAGUACCCCGUAUUCUCCAGUGGCCCCACAGCUAAGCUGUUGGAGGACGGGAAGAUGCAUGCGGUUGAGCACCUGAUCAACCCCCUGGCCCUCCAGCAUGACCCCACGACGGCUACCGCCGCAACUGCCACCGUCCUUCCCACUGUCUCCACCCCACCCCCAUUCCAGGGCCGUCCCAUCACCCCGGUGUACGCCAUGGCCCAUAACCUCCAGCGCAUCCCGACGGCCGCGGCGGCGGCAGGCCUUUACGGAGCUGGCUAUGGGGCCAGCUAUGUGCCCAUUGCCGCGCCGACCACCGCCACCCUGGCGGCCCUGCAGAAGAACGCGGUGGUGGCAGCGGCCGCGUAUGGGGGCUACGCCGGGUACGUACCUCAGGCCUUUCCCACCACCACCUUCCAGGUGCCCAUUCACGACAUCUACCAGACCUACUGAAAACCCCCGUUCAUGACAUCUACCAGACCUACUGAAGACCCCCGUUCACGACAUCUACCAGACCUACUGAAGAUGCCUGUUCAUGACAUCUACCAGACCUACUGAAGACCCCCGUUCAUGACAUCUACUAGACCUACUGAAGAUGCCCGUUCACGACAUCUACCAGACCUACUGAAGACGCCCAUUCAGACAUCUACCAGACCUACUGAAGAUGCCCAUUCACGACAUCUACCAGACCUACUGAAGACCCCCGUUCAUGACAUCUACCAGACCUACUGAAGACGCCCAUUCACGACAUCUACCAGACCUACUGAAAACGCCCAUUCAGACAUCUACUAGACCUACUGAAGAUGCCCGUUCACGACAUCUACCAGACCUACUGAAGACGCCCAUUCAGACAUCUACCAGACCUACUGAAGAUGCCCAUUCACGACAUCUACCAGACCUACUGAAGACCCCCGUUCAUGACAUCUACCAGACCUACUGAAGACGCCCAUUCACGACAUCUACCAGACCUACUGAAAACGCCCAUUCAGACAUCUACCAGACCUACUGAAGACGCCCAUUCAUGACAUCUACCAGACCUACUGAAGACGCCUGUUCACGACAUCUACCAGACCUACUGAAGACGCCUGUUCAUGACAUCUACCAGACCUACUGAAGACGCUCGUUCACGACAUCCACCAGACCUACUGAAGACGCCCAUUCAUGACAACUACCAGACCUGCUGAAGACGCCCAUUCAGGACAUCUACAAUACCUACUGAAGACGCCCACUCAUGACAUCUACCAGACCUACUGAUGACGCCCAUUCACAACCUCUACUAUACCUACUGAAGACGCCCGUUCACGACAUCUACCAGACCUACUGAUGACGCCCAUUCACAACAUCUACUAUACCUACUGAAGAACCCUCAAGCCCCCUACAGGGAUGAAGAGGACACUGAAGGAACACUGAAGUCCCUUUUUUAUCUGUUUGUCAUUUGUUGGUUUGUACCCAAAGCUUGGGAGUUUUUAACUGAAAUGAAAUUAACUUUUAAAAAUAUUAACAAAAAACAGAACUUCAGGACAGAAACAAAAGAAGACCACUGAAGAAAAAUGUGACAAAAAAGCAUAUAUUUUGAGAAAUACGACAGAUGUUAACAGGAGUUAAUAUCUAUCUCGAGUUUUAUAGACAAUUUAAUGGGGUAUUUUUGACAUUUGCAUCUUCCGUCCUUACACUGUCUACAGUUUAGAAAGAGGGUGUUUAUCAUUAUUAAUGUUCAUGUUUUAUUAUUUUUACUGCUUUGGUUAUGUUUUUGUGAAUGUUAUUCUUGCUCUUGAGGUGUUUUAUCUUUAUAAAAUUAUGUGAUGCUGUAUGAAGUUUUUAUAUCAGUGGUGCACUCCAGGAUUAGAUUGCUUUUCACUGAACAUGUGUCUCUAAGAAUGCAUAAUGACUGCACAUGCAAAAGACAACCACACACUGUGACACUUAAGUCAUGGUGAUAAUAAGAAAGAACUGGCACAGGUACUACUGACAAUUGUUAUUUUAAUAUUUUCAGCUUUGUUGAAACGUCUUGGGUAUCAAACUUUCUUUUGAAAGAUUGGAAUGCUGAGAUAUACUGUACCUGAAGUCUGUGAGAAUGUGACAGAAUUUGGUUGACCUGAGGAAUAGUACUAUAAAGCUAGAACUCUUGUGGGCCUAUUGUACUAUUGACCUCUUAGAGCACUAUAGAGUACAGUACAUCUAUAAGACUGAGGAAGCAGCAGAUGAAGGUGUGAGGAUGACUAGCUUCUGUGGUCCUCUACAACCAAGUGAGUGAGUUUCCCAUAAAAUGAUGGUAUAUUUAAGUUUAAGUGUGUUUCUCUUAUGUGACGUAUCCUACAUGUGAUUUUAAAAAUAUAUAUAUUUUGUAGCCUCUAUUGCCACUGUGCUGGGCUUUCCACUAUAUUUAAAUGGGAACGUUGCCCAAAAUUACAUUUUUUGGACUGACCAGUUAUAAUAUGAUAGAAAGGUACCCAUUACAACAAUAUUAUUUCCUUGUUUUCUAUCUCAAUUUCUGGAGAGUGUAUGACUGGCACAAUUAACAUCACAUCAACUCUCAAUGUAUAAGCAAUACAUAGGUACAGUAUAAGUCAAAGACGUGUGUUUUGAAUGCAGGACAUAACCAGCAGCAUAUAUAAACUAAAACUUUGAAAACAUUUUUUUUAACGUUUUAUCACUGUAGCAUGUAGAUUAAGACAUAGUAUGUCUUAGAUUUGAAUAGGGAUGUCUGGAGAAAGAAAUGUGAAAAUGAUCUUCUUACCAAAAGAAACACUCCUCUUGUACUUAUUUUCUUUAGAGCCUGAAGCACUCCACAGGGGCUGAUAUUACAUUCUAUUUAUCUUUCAUUUUGUUUUGGAUUCAGCACAGGAGACGACACAUAUAUGAAAGAAGGGGACUUGGCAUUUUGCAAGAAGUGUGAAAAAAGACACAUUCAUUGCCUGAAUCUUGCUUUUGGGUCCAUAUGAGAAAGUUAUUAGACACAUUCCCUAAUGUAAUAUCAUAUGCACUUUUCUGUACUCUGUGUCAGUAUGAAGGACGUUGCAUUUUGUACAGUACCGCACGUAUACAUGGUAAAAUCCUGAUAAUGUUCUCAGUGCACUGUGUUGCCCCACAGUUCCUAUCAGCUCCUCUGAGAACAACAGAAGUUUGAGUGCACUUACUUGAGUGUCAUCAAGUAUACGUGAAUGCCUAAUCUUUCACAGUACUUAUACACCAUUUCCUAUUUUAUAUAUGAGACCAGGUCUAGGUACAAUACAUGCAUUUUGAUGAAGUAACUUCUACAUUUAAAUUGAAGCCAAACAAAUAUGCAAUAGAGGGGCGAUUCUGUAGGUUGUCUAUUUUCCAGCUGGGUUUCUCCACUGUAGUCUCAAUGAAAGUAAGAAUAUUAGCUUGGAUGUGUGAAAACUUUCGCAAAAAAUGGUUUCUAUUUAGGGUAUCUUUUUCUAUCUCAAGGGUUUUUUCUGUGGUUCGCUUUGAAAUGUUUAAUCAGAGCAAGCUGCACCCAUUUUGUAUUGGUGUAUGUACGUGCCUUAAGGUUGCUUUAAAUGUUUGGUCCUUCCUUUUCAUUAUUUUGAGAGUGUUUAUAUGACUAUAAUAUUAUUUCUGACAGGAGUAAUGUCACUGUCCUUGUGUAACUGUCCCAUGUCAGAGACUGUGGUCUAUCUUGGCCAAAAGAGGGGAUGGUACACAGCUAUGUGAUGCAGAAGAAAAUACUUUGAUGCUGGCAUUGCUUGCUGCAUGGACUUGCGUCUUGUUCCACUGUAUUUCAAUGUGUUUAAAAAUUUUGGUAUUACCUUGCUGGAACAGGAACUUUGAUGCCCAUGCAGUGUUCGUAGCCUGUUUAAAGGCUGUCCUUGUGGUGUUUGGAAAUGUUUUUAACCUAUAAAAUAUUCCUUAUUAACUCUCAUUAUGACAACAGGCAUCAGGACAUAUUUAAUAUAUGCAGUGAGAGUGUGUUGUAUGUGAAGCUAAGCAAAAAUACUGAGAAGAUAUAGUAUAAUAUAUUUGGAAGAAACAUAUCCGAUGACUUUAUUUCUCUUUUUACAUAACCUCAACCCCAUCUGUUUGCCAAAGUGUCCAACUGAUAUUAGAACAUUUGAUAAAAAAGUUCAUAUUAUGUGUUGUGCUAAUAUGUUAUAAAACGAGGAGGAGGGCAAAGUGCUCCCUAAUCCAUUUCAGAGAGUAUGCAGUUUCAUUUAAACUCAAUUCUGACUUAGGGAAUUGGCACGCCUCCUAUGAAGAACCCAUUAUUCUCCUGCGAUCAUUUCACUAACACUACAUAAGUAGUAUCCUUAACUUGAAAAGGUUUCUAGCUACUUAAACGAACAAUGCUUUAAUAGUCUAUGAAAUAUUUAGACAAUGUUUUAGUGUGCCUUUUUGCCAAAAUGUACUUUGUCUUCUGUAUCUUCUUAGGACUUUUAUCUGUUUUCUAUUUUUUGUGAUGUUUUAAAAAACUUAUUCAGGACUAUUUGUCUUUAUAGUUGUAAGUAGUUAAUAAAGCAUUUUAAAAAGGA
Conger conger (European conger) is the source of this 6554-nucleotide messenger RNA. Its product is annotated as RNA-binding protein 47-like. The record is from RefSeq and is a predicted model, not a curated record. Gene Ontology annotation, molecular function: mRNA binding. Lineage: Eukaryota; Metazoa; Chordata; Actinopteri; Anguilliformes; Congridae. The transcript has 5 exons. The coding region runs from base 697 to 2517 and encodes 606 amino acids. Gene Ontology annotation, cellular component: nucleus.